This is a messenger RNA of Frieseomelitta varia, 1340 nucleotides long. RefSeq names its product dolichyl-phosphate beta-glucosyltransferase (gene wol). Gene Ontology annotation, cellular component: endoplasmic reticulum membrane. NCBI's taxonomy places the organism in Eukaryota, Metazoa, Arthropoda, Insecta, Hymenoptera, Apidae. The record is from RefSeq and is a predicted model, not a curated record. The coding region runs from base 1 to 987 and encodes 328 amino acids. The transcript has 5 exons.
AUGAUACAAUUAUAUUAUUUACUUCUUUACACUAUUUUAUUUGCAAUAAUAUGUAUAAUUGUGUUUUCUAUAAUAUUAUUUAUAAUAACAAAACCAUAUCCAGAAAUAUGGCGAGAUGAGAAAGAAAAAUAUUUUUUUAAUCCAAAAACAAAAAGUAUAGAUGCUUUUCCAUCUUUAUAUGAAAAAUGGAGUGUACAUUUAAGUGUUGUAAUACCAGCAUAUAAUGAAGAACAAAGAUUGCCAGUAAUGUUAGAUGAAUGCUUGGAAUAUUUGGAACAGCGUUCAAAAAAUGGACACACUUAUGAACUGAUUAUAGUAAGUGAUGGAAGUUCUGAUAAAACUGUGGAUAUUGCUCAUAUGUAUGCACUAAAAUAUGAUAACAUUAGAGUAUUAAAUCUUAUUAAGAACAGAGGAAAAGGUGGUGCAGUAAGACUAGGUAUACUGAGUGCAAGAGGAAGUGUAAUAUUAUUUGCAGAUGCAGAUGGUGCUACUAAAUUUAAAGAUUUGGAAAAGUUAGAUGAUAGUUUGAAAAAUAUUUUAGGAUUUGAUUAUAUAGAUAAACCAAAUGAAGUAAGUUCCUCUCAUGCAAUAGUAUGUGGAUCCAGAGCUCACUUAGGAGAAGAAGAAACUGCCAAAAGAUCUUUUUUCCGAUUAUUUUUAAUGCAUGGAUUCCAUUUCCUAGUUUGGUUUUGGGGUGUAAGAGAUAUCAGAGAUACACAGUGUGGUUUUAAACUUAUAACACGUGAAUCUGCAAGAGCUGUAUUCCAAGCCUUACAUGUUGAACGUUGGGCAUUUGAUGUAGAGAUGUUAUAUAUUGCAAAAAUUUUAAACAUUCCUAUUACUGAGAUUCCUGUAAAUUGGACAGAAAUUGAAGGAUCGAAAAUAGUCCCCUUUUGGAGCUGGCUACAAAUGGGUAAAGACAUAUUUUUCAUUUGGUAUAAAUACAGAAUUGGAGCAUGGAAAAUAAAAAGAUCUAAACAAACGUAAUAUGAAUGUGCACAGAAUUCAAAAUAUAUAAACCAAUCUUAUAUACAAAAUUUCCAUUGCAAAAAAUAAUAUUGGGUAUAUUUAAUAGAGUAAUCAUGAAAUAUUUUUCUUUUAUAAGGAAAGGUAAAGAAGGUUUUUACUUCAAUGUAAAAAAUCAUAACAGCUUUUGUUAUUAAUAAUUUUUAUUUUGUUGAACAAUCGUACAAAAGAGUCAUAAGUGUUUUUAUAAAAUGAGAGAGUUAUAUAAUAUUUUAGGUUUAUUUAAUCAGGUUUAACCAAGAUAUAUUAUCUCGUUCUAUUUAUUAUAUUUUAUAAUAUGUAUUCAACAUUAUUAAUAAAUACUAUUUUACAAA